AUGGCCAUGGCGCUCUCAGAUGGCGUUCAGACCAAUGGCGAAAACAGGCGAAAAAUGCUGCGACGAUUCUUGGUUCGCAAGAAUAAAAGGGACACCAUCAAAGGUACAAACGAGUUAAGAUAAAAUGAUUUGACCCGAGGUGUGAAGGAAUUCAAAUUUGCCUUGAUUACAUUUUCAAUUAUGUUGUGGUUUAAAGCUGACUCAUUGCAUUUGAUGCCGAUAAUGUUUCAAUUUCUGACUCGCGGAUUUCGAUUUAAAAAAUUUCGUUUUCCUAAGGAACGACUAUCUGUAGAAGAGAAAACCGUUGAGUUAAGCUCAGCUGUACUUGCUUAUUUAAAUCUCUUUCACUGCUCGAAUGCCUUGGUUUUUCUAUUAAUAAGUGUAGCGAAGAAAAUGUGUCAUAGAACGCCAAAAUUAUUUUUAUACAGGGGAAUUGGAAGAUGAUUGCCUAUAGUUGGUACUCAGUUAGUGGCCGGUCAUCUUAGAGUUCAUCAAAAUCAUGGCAUGAGUAACAUUCCAUUUCAAUCACGAAUUGUGUGACAUUAGGUUUUUUUCAUCUGAUGAUACAAUAGCAGUAGCCUUAAGUGCUGGCACAAAGUCGUUCAAACCUAAUUCAGCGUAAAGAAAUAAGGAUUAAACAAAUCCCUCCCAAUUUUUGGAGGCGAUAGCAUUGUAAAUCGGGGCCGGACAAAGUAAUACACAGAGGGAAUAUAAGCGACAAAACCACAUCCAUUCAUUAUGUUCAGACUUUGUGGCGGUAGAAGCAAAACAAAUACUUGAUUUGAAUAAAAUCUGAAUAGUAGUUCUCACGUGACAAGAGAUAGAUCUGUUUAAGGAAUCCACCGUUCCGUUAAGUAAAUCUUGUUAAAUUCGACCAAACCUUUACCGACUGGGACAUUGGGGAUGUUUUGGUAUUUCACGUCACAUUCUUACAGGAUUGCAGCGAAGAUUGUUUGAACAGAAUGUUGUCCAUUUCGCGCGCCAGUCAUGCGUGAAAUUACGAGUAAGUAAAAAAUUCGCUCGUAAAUCAAUCUCUCAGUGUAAAAUCCGACCGCUAUUAGAAUGUGCAGUUCUCCUCAACUUAACAAUCAAAUAAGGAUCUCAGUCGGUCACCGGUGACAAAGGCAGGUCUGGUUCCAUUGUGUGCUUUAAGUGUCGAUCGCUUUAGCUAUAUUGUUUUAUGCUGUAUUAAUUGUUUUCGAGGACAUGUAGGUUUCAAGAUCAAGAUUUGCAGUGUACAUAUUUUACUUUACAUAUUUCCUCAUUAAUCGACGACAAGAUGUGGUGUUUGUUUGCAUGUCAAAGGUCUUUGAAGGUGUGUUCGUGCAAGGCACGUUUACUUCAAGGGCGGUAAAAAGAACGAUCUGCAAGAGAGAUGGCCAUGUGGACGAAGAAAAUUACAGUGAAGCAAAUCGAAUUCUUAAUUGACACAAGCUAGUUGGUCACUCCGCUAUCUUCUCUUUCAUCGAAAUAAAUGAUUAAAAAAACUAGCCACCUAUUUAAGUUUUCGAUCACAAUGAAGUGUGGAAAUCAGCCAGAGAUUUGUGUGACACACCAGAUGGAAAGCCAUGCUCGAAGUACUCUCCUUUGACUCCUGGCAUAAUAAAACCCGCAUGUUAGAGCUGAAAAAUGCCUUAUGCCACGGCUGAAUGACGUAACUUACUUUCUAACGAAGAAGAUGAUUUGGCUGAAUGUUGAUUUUAAGCUUGUAUGUUACAUUAGCCAAAACGUAACGACAGAAGUGUUGUUAGCUAGCUUGUAAUUUUGCUGAACUAUACUUGUAUUUCUGCAAUACCGGAAGCCACCUAGUGCGAACUCUAACCGAGCAAUAAUAUUUGUAUAUUUUGUAUUCUUUCAAUAUCUUGUCUUCCCUAAAUAAUAUCUUUAUCGCAAUUUCAACAAAAGGGGUUUAUCUCGCAUGCCUUAAUUUUUCAAGUUCCUUUAAUUCUUCAAAAAGGUAAAAGAUUCACUACUUUCCCUAAGAAUUUUUUUUUUCUGAUUCAUACCUCAUAAAUAAUUAACGUUGAAUGACUGAAGGCCUUGUUGAAGGUUUUCCUUCAUGUUAAAACUAGUUUAGCCUUCUGGUGUAGUUUAAAGUGUUGAUAAUGUAAACAAUUUUUAGCUGUGUUUAUAAACAUUUCUCCUGUUUCCAUACUUGUGUGUCAGUGUGCUCCUACUAACAAAGAUCACUAAAAAUAUUCAUCCUGUGAUUAAUGUACCCAGCGGUAUAUAUUAUCAUCUGGUCUAAUGGAAUGGCAGUAACAAUUAUUUUCCACAAAACAAUUUUUGGACUUCUUUAAAUUUAAGUGUUUCCACUCUAGGUAAUAUGUUCCAAUCUUUUCCCAAUUUUAGUGGCUGUUACAAUCACUGCAGAAAAAACAUAUUUGAUGCUUCAUUGUACAAUGAAAAUUUGAUGCUCUCAGCAAUAAAACAUUGCCAAAUGUAAACAGGUGUUACCCUUGACAGAAAAAUGUUCUUGUGACUAAUACCUUGGCUUUACUAGAAAUAUUGCAAAGUGUAAUAAUUUUUUUUAGAUGGAAACUUAUUUAGGAGUUUGACAAUACCCUUUCCUUCCUUACAGUCCAAAUUACUACAAGUUGUGAUGUAUAUUGUGCUUGUUUUUGAAACUAAUUCUUUGCAUUCUCAGAACUAGAGGCCCUUGAGGCAUGUUACUGGCUAAAAGCAGCUGGAUUUCCACAAUAUGCACAGGCUUAUGAAGGUACAAAUACAUUUUAAUUCUAGUUGACAUUUUCAACAACAUGAGUUACCAUCUUUGGUUAAGAAGCAGCAAACUGCCUCUUUCAAUUGCAUAGCCAAACAUGAGGAGCUUGAGGUUUAAGCGUAGACAAGGAGCCACAGAAACUUAAAAUAUUCUCUCCUGCAAUUGUGCAUGUUAUGUUAAAUUUGCCAGCAUCUUCUCCCUUAGUAUACAGUGAAACAGUUUUGACGAGUUGAUCCUUCUCAAGAAGAAAGAAAACGAAAGGAAAGAAGUUGAAUGAGAUUAAUUUCAAACUAAUUUAGACUUUAACUCACUUAAUUCCUAAUGAUCACUACCCAACUGGUUUUCUUGAAUAUGUCUGUUAAUGUCCCACUAUCUAUUUCCAUAUUGUAUGGAUCUGGCCCCAGUUGUUCCAAGGUUGGAUAACGCUAUCCACUUAAUUGCUAUUGUGUGGAUAGUACAUUUCCUUCACAGUUAUUCACUGGAUAGUGAUUUAUCUGUUGGAUAGCAUCAUCCACUCUUUGAACAACUGGGUCCUGAGUGACAUGUUUGUUGGACCUACUUUUCCAUUAUCUAAAUCAUCUUCAACAGCACCUUAUCCUAAGUACAUGGCACACCUGUUGAAAUUCAAUACCAAUGUAGGUCAUAAGUCUAUCUUUGCAAAUUUAGAUGGAAAGUUUCCCAUUGACACAGCAUCUGUCAUUAAAGAACAUCACUUCCUGGAUCAAGAUUCUAUUCAAUCUUUGUACAGGUAAUGAUUUUAAAACUUAUCAACACUUGGUAAUCAAGAGGGCAUGAUUACUUGAUGCUUAUUGAGCCUUUUGCUGUUUGCAGCAACAAUUUAUUGAUUGCAAUUUAACUGAAUGAAGCCAUGCUACGCUAACUGUAUUUUGAGAAUAAAAUGUUCUUUGAAUCGAUCGGUCAGUUACGUUUGUUUUGACAUUUGUGGCAGCAUUGAAAGGGCUUCACCACAGGAACAUCAUGCACGAUUGCAAUUCCCCCAAAAAAUUUAACCCUUUAUGUGAUAAAAAAAGUACUUGUAAGUGCCCUCAGGCAAUUAAGGAUUAAUUUCAUGCGUAUUUUUCAAGUUUUCCCAAAAUUGCCCUUGUCCCUUUGAGUGCACUUUGGGUUUUAUUUAGAAGAACACAACCUAAUCUAGUAAUAUUGUCUAUUUAACUCAUCAGGCGUCUUCAAACACUCAAUCGAUGUGCAAAAAUGAACCUCCACAUCAAGGUACUGAAAAUAGCUACUCAUGUCUUUCCUGCUCUGCUGCAUUUUUUUAAGCCCUGAAAGCAGAGGUGACUGCAAAUUAAUUUUGUCUUAACAGAAUGAUGGAGGUUACGAUUCUGAUGAAGAAGACUUGAUUGCAUUAAGUUCACGCUGGAAACUACAAAAUAAGAAUAGACGGUGGUCAAGUCGAAGAAAUGGUUCCCCUUCACUCAGCAAGGGAAAGGGUCCAGCUGGCUUAAGUAGCUCACAUAAUGGAAUAAACUCAUCUUUGAACAGUGUAUCAAACACAAGGCAAAGGUCGUUUCACAAGAAAGGCAGACUUGCACCUGAGCAUUUGUCACCCAUAACACACUUGGAUUUAUGUAUAGCACAAGGGAGGAAAAGUGUAUAUGACAAUCUGUCUUCAACAUUAAGUGCCAGUACACCAUCAAUAUCAAAUGUUGGUAAAGACCUCAACAGGAAUGAUCAACUAAGAAACUCAGGCAGAACUCAAAAAAGAAUCCUUACUAGUAGUGAUUUGGGUCUUGAAUCUUACAGUGCAUCAUCAAAUGAGGACCUCUCAGACUUUGAACGUGAUGAUGAAAUUGACGACUUGCCUGGGGAUUUGACAAUGUUAAAAUCAAUACGAAAUUCAGAGAGAAAAUGUAAAAAUGAUGUGGCUCCAUCGUCAACAGCAACAAGGCCUAAAGUACGAUGGCAUAGCUUUGAAAAGACUUCAAGACCUGAAAUACGUGUCAUGUAAGUGUUCCUAAUACAUAACUUCAUGGAACAUAAUUAAAGAAGAAUUUAUAAAUGUAAUAUUGGCUGGUUUCAGGUGUAACUAGUGCCUGAAAUGUUUCUCUUUUAAUGAGAAAAAUAGUUUGUCAAAUUGUCUUAAAGUCUCUUUUAAUUACUGCAUUGACCUGUGGAGAUCAUGUCUUUCUCUGUUAAUGAUCUCCACAUAACUGAGUCUGAGCCUAGGAAACAGGAGGGAAGGGAUGGCACAGUGCCAUCACAUGUGGGUAGAGAUCCUAGUUUGUACUUUUCCUUGCUUCAAGGGUUUUUCUUUGAGUCCUCCAGGCAGCAGGAAAGAAGAGCCACUUCCUGAGGUUUCCAUUGCUAAAUUUCCAUUAUUAUUAUUACCAUGACAUAAAAGAUAUGAAAGUUGUCAAGACUGUUAGGUAGCUUCAUCACUUCUAUUGUUUGUCUUGGUAAUGACUUAUUUCAUUAUUUUUGCCUUUAUUAUCACAAAUGCAGGUCUCCAAAGAUCUGUGACCUUACAGCAGGACAGCUAGCCGUUCUUAGAAAAUACUCACUUUUGAAACUAACAGCACUAAUGGAAAGACAUACUCACUCACACAGAGGAAUGUGGAAUUGGUAAGGAAGCUUUUUAGACAAGUUGAAUGGAAAAAUGCUACUGGCAUCCUUCAAUCCUCAUAAAUUUCAUUGGACAUCUACUUGAUGGAGAGAGAUAAUUUGUUUAUUUUUUGGUGAUUUUUCUCCUCUUUCAGGUCAUUUCCCCAUUUCUUAAAGAAGCUCAAGUCACCAGAUUAUAGAGGUACUUGUCAUAUAGUGUUUUACCCAGAAUACAUAUCCAAUUCAAAUUGCUAACAGACCAUCCUAAAUUACCCAUUGGGUAAUUUACUGCUGCUGAAAGUUUUGUAUUUCAUAGUAUGUGAGACAACAGUUAAAUAACUGGUGAUGUAUUACAUGCGAAAGGCCUUAUGUGCCUCAAAAUAGGAACCAGCUAACUCAAUAAAUUUACAACCUCAACUAUUCCCUCUUUUGACUUUUUCAGACAGGAAUGUGUUUGGCGUUCCCCUCUCAGUUGUACUUCAGCGCUCUGGUCAACCUCUUCCACAAUCUAUUCUCUUUGCAAUCAACUAUCUACAAAGAUCAGGUAAGAAAUCUAAGACUUGUGUUACAUUCUAUUUCCAAGUUUUGCCUUUAUAUGUGGACUGCAGCAUGUCAUAAACUUUACAUGUGGAACCUGUGUAAGAUCUUGUGGUUACUUGCACAAGCCUUUAAGGGAUUAGCAAAAUUAAUUGUCAAAUCAGGACAGAACAACUACUUUCUGGCCUUAAGAGAAAUUUAAAAGUCAUUAGUUUGAUAAUUUAACAUAGAAUUUGUGUUUGACAUAACAUUUUGACAUUUAAUUCCUUUUCACAGCUGUGGAUGCUGUUGGCAUAUUCAGAAAAUCAGGUGGUAAACAGAGAAUAAAUCACCUGAAGGAAAUGAUUGAAGGAGAUCCAGGUAUAACUAAGCUACAAGAGUAGAUUUUUUCUUCUUAUGAAAAGGAGUACAUUAUUUUAGGAUAGUCAUGUGAAUAAUGUCCACUUGCAUGAGUAACAGUGCAGUUUUUUUCCCAUAUUUAUGCAAUAACUCAUUAGAAGUGAGCAAGCCCUGAUUCACUUAACAUGGGGACUGAUAGCUUGAAGUGCUGAUCAGGCCACGAGACAUUUCUUUCUCAUGCACGGGGUAAAAAAUGUAGAGGACCUGUAGCUUACCCAAUUAUAACUUACAAUGAAUGAUAACGUAAUCAUUUGUUGUUGUUCUGAUACAGAUAAUACUGACUUUGAGGGCUUGUCACCAUAUGACAUGGCAGACAUGUUGAAGCAGUAUUUUAGAGAACUUCCAGAACCCAUCUUGACAUCUAAACUGGCUGAAACAUUCAUAACAAUUUUCUCAAGUAAGCAGAUGAUUGAUGACCAUUUUGACUAGUUUAUGAUAAGCACUGAUAUCAAAUGGUAUUUCAUAUGAAAAAUGCUGUACUUCAACAAACAGUUAGAUAAACAAAAAAUUCUCAAAUGAGAAAUUCAUGAUGUUAAAUGAGAUUUUAUGUGCAAAACAGAGUUUUCAAGUAUAUUAAUUAUGUUGGAUUGUUAAGUUCCAUAUCAGUUGAAGUGAUUACAUGCAAUAUCACACGAGAGGUAAUAUUUGUGAAAGGAGAAUUCAUGCACACUUAAGUCAGAUGCAUUAAUCUUGUCCAUUUUUUCCCCCCUUUAAAGGCAUUCCCCCUGAAUCAAGAAUGGAAGCAAUGCAGGCUGCCAUUCUCCUCAUGCCUGACCCAAACAGAGAAGCACUCCAGACAUUAUUGUUGUUCUUAAAUGAGGUGGCUGCCAAUUCUGAAACAAAUCAAGUAAGAUUUAUGACAAGAAUUGAUGUGUAAUCUUUGUUUGAGAGAACCAAUCACAAAGUGAAGAUAAAAUUACCACUUAUCAGGCAUAUUAUGCUACAUACAUUGGUGCGAUCUUUAUCAGAUCAUCAAUCAUUUUUGUGACUCAAUGCUACUAUAUCCAAUUCUCAAAGAAAUAUUAAUCGUCUUUGAUACCAAAUUCAGAUGUUCGUCGCUCCUCAGCACUAAAUAGUUGGUUGGAUCGAGCAGUGUCUAAAAAAAUAGAUUAUUUCCCUUUUAGAUGAAUGAGAAGAAUCUUGGAGUAUGCUUUGCUCCUUCUCUGUUCCACUUGUGCGGUACAAAGGAAGAUCCGUCUUCUCCAAAGCGACAGAAGCGAACACCUAUGAACAAGGCUUCAAAGGAACUCACUGAUAAUCUGGUGAGUGCUCCUCUCUUGCUUAUUAGCAAUGUAACUUCAUUAGGUUUUAAAGGCAACCAGUGAAAAUAGGUAUAAACAAUUUCCCAACUUAGUUCACUUACUUAGUUUGAAUGCAAUUCUCGAGACGUCUUUGCUGGGAAAAUUUUGGGACUCGAUUAGAGCUAAGUCGUGCGUAUGAGGUUAGAAAAAUAUAAACAGCGCAUCUAGUUGAACCCAAAUCCUAACUUUAGCGAUCUGCUCUUCUGAUUUUCCGCGAAAAGAUGAUAUAAAAUUAACAUGUUGCUGCUAAAUCUCACCAUUACAGGCCGCCCAUGAGUGUUUAGCUAAGAUGAUUACAGAAGUGGAUAAGCUCUUCUCGGUAAGUUCCAUUCCCGUUAGAGUAAUUUUCAAAUCCUUGAGAGCAAUUCUUGACAACAUUACUUUCUUUUAUUAAAAAACUUAAAUGACUUACCUAACGAAAACUUGAUGUUAUCGUUAUUUGUGUCACAGAUUCCGGAAGACACGGUGAAGAACAGUCGGUUUUCGUAUAUCGAGCAAGGCGAACCUGUUUCUCUAGGAAAACUUGGAAAGAGUAAAUCCAGUCCUGAAAGUGAUUAUCAGACGUACAUCGAAUCUUGUAUCGCUGGAUUACUUAAGGUAAACACAUUUCUUUUAAUGUAUGUGUCAAGGGCCUAUGAAGUGCAAUUUAAGUCCCUCCAGUACAUAUUCACCUUUCCCGCCCUUUACUGCUGCGCGUGUCCAAGAUUACUUCUGAUUGGCUUAUUCAAUUUUAUCGAGUGCUAAUUGGGUAAUUUUCAUCUUGCUGGCCUUUGCUUAAAACUUUGUGGAAUGAUGCAACUUCUUCUCAAUAAUUUAAACGUUUUCAUAGUUGUUAGAAAAAAGUUGUGUUGGAGAAAAAUCAUCCGCUUAUUAAUCAGUCUCGUCUUUUCCACUUUCAGGAAGCAAAAGACAAAUUUAAAGGGUGGGUGUCUCACCCGUGGUACGACAGCUCAGUAGAGAUCUCUUACAAGAAAGUGAAAGAUGGUUACCCUCUCCGAUUGUGGAGAUGCGUUGUGGAAGUCAAUGCCAAGCCAGAGGAUAUCAUAAGAAGAAUUCUCUACGAAAGGUAUAAAGAAAGACUUAUUGUUUGAUUCAUUGCUGCAACGCGCCAUGGUGCCCUAACUGGAAAAGCUUAAUUUUCAGCUAUUUUGCUAUAUAGCUCUAAUUGUUUGCAGUUUUGUGCACCUUAAAAGUUUGGAAAUUUUCAUGAUAGUGUAAGGUACUUGUGUACAACAACGAACUACGGAUGUUGGAGGUUACAGUGCAAGAUGAUCUGAUAAUGCGUAAAUUUGUAAUUUAUUUAAAUUAACUUCUAAAUAUUUAAUUGCUAGACCAGUGUGAUACGGGCUUUGACCGCACAAAGAUACCCAUGAGCUUGAGAGUGGUCUAACUAAGUAAUUUUUUUUCCACAAGGCAUCUUUAGUUUUUUAUGUUUCAUCAUCCUCUCCCCGCUUUGUCAACACUGUGCAAUUCAACCAGACUUCCUAAUUGAAAGUAAUAAGUCCCUUUUGCUCUCUAACCGAUGGUGGCGUCUCUUCUUUCAAGGCAUCUCUGGGACGAAGACUUGGAAACUUGGGAUAUGGUGGAGAAAAUUGACGAUCACACAGAUGUGUUCUUUUACACCACCAAGUCUAUGAUCCUUCAACCAAAACGACAACACGUAGUGCUAAGGUAAAUGGCUUAUUGAAACCUUUUUUUAUAAUCCAGCUGAUAAUCUAGAACCUACUGACAAUGAACAAGUACGUGCAUGUGCUGAGAAACGUUUUCUCAUGCAAAUGACAUCAAGCUGUUUUAAUUUACUCCUCAGUACCCGGCUCUUUUGUAAUCUCCCUCCACUAAACUUGAAGUUUGACUGAGAAAAAUAAACAAAUAUUGGUCGAUUGACAUGUCACCUUUUGAGCCGUUUCUGUAUAUGAAAUAGGGCUACAAAGAAUCAGCACAAUAACGUAAAACCCGGAGGGCUCUUGCGUAACCUUAACAUGUUUUUACGUCUCUAUGAGAAACUAUCGAUCUUAUCUCGCACUGAAGCUUUACUUGUCGAAACACUUGUAUUCAUUCAAAAUAGCAUUUCUUUCUCUAUCUCUUUGAGGAAGAAGCAGGAUAACAAGGUUCUUGUACAAUUGACAAAGGCAACUUUUAGUUUAGGAAGUACAGCUAAAGCUUAUCUCAUGUUGCAUCUCUUCGAACUACAUUAAAGUGUACUCUCCUUUUUUUUAUCUAAGGGCAUGGACGGACCUCGAUAAGGGUGUUUGUGCACUGGUCUCCACAUCUAUCAAUCAUCCACGGGCCCCUCCUAGCAAUGGAGUACCUUCAAUUGUAUUGGCGUCAAGAUAUCUAGUGGAGCCUCUAGAGAAUGGCAAAUCACGACUAACUUACAUAAGCCGAGUAGACCAGAGGUGAGGACUAUCUCAGUUCUGCAAGGGACCUGGGAAGGGGAAAUGAGGUCUCAGACUUGCCCGUUUUUGUACUGGGAAAUUAAAAUUUGGGUCACUGGGACUUGGAAUUACAAAAUUAGGGAAAUAUACCCUCUUGGCAGACAAAAUAGGCUGGCAAUUGUAGAUUGGGAAUUAUGAUUUAUACCCAAACCUCCCACUUUCGCCCUUUAGAACAAUACUCUUUUACAAAAUGUAAAAAGGAACACAUACAUUUUAAACUAUUCGUAAGAUCCUACUUCCAACUUUCUCGUAUUCGUUGGUUCGACUUAGAAAUGAGCUGCUGAAAUGUUAAUAUAUCGUACAAUGGUGUCAUUGUCCGUUGUAAAGUGACCUUGGGCAAGUUUCCUGUAUUCUUAUGCCCUACUGAGUUCGAACAAAAAGUCGCAGAAAUCUUUAUCAACUCGUAAAUCAUUGAAUAAAAUUCACCCAUAGAAUCUGGCUGACUACCUGGGCGGCGUCUUUUGUUAAUUACACUCCGACGGAUAAGUUAGACACAGCCUUCCUGACGUUAAAUUGACAAAUUCACGCGUUUCCAACGAGUUCGAAUCGGUGAAGGAAACAUCUUGGAAUAUCUCUUUAAUCUUCUUAUUUUUCGGAUGGAUUCUUAUCAACCACUCCCUUUCCUCCAACAUGCUAAAACCCACGUUGGAAGAGGAUGAAAGUUAUUCUUAUAAUUAGAUUCUUGGAGAAUGUUCUUCGCCUUAAUUUUUACUUAAUGCUCAUUAGAUCUCAAUGGAUAAAAUAUUCGCUGCUCGUAAUCUUUUCCUUGCAAAGGCUUUUCUUCUCCCUCAAAUGUGUGUGGGCCAGAACAUAAAUUCAUGAAGUCAAAAUUUUAAUUACUUAUUCUUAUUCAGGGGUAGAACUCCAGAGUACUACAGCAAAGCCAUCGGACCAUUUUUAGCUUCGUUAGUGGCCAAAGUACGGAACACUUUCCAAUACGGAUCAGAGGGCCCGGAAACCAAAGUAUAGCAAACCUCGUGUCUACCAAAGUACUAAAGGAACGUGGAGUGCCAUUGCCAUAGAUACUACCAACUGUGGCGCAGAAUUUAUGCUCUUGGUGACAGAAGAAUGGAAGAAAAAAAAUUGAGUUCGUUGCAAAAUUAUUUCUGUAGUUACCUUGAAGACAUGGGUAAAUGCUUGUGAAGGUUGUAUGUGUGCCUAGCAAGUGUCCCUUGGUUAUCACGCAACACUUUUACCCACGUAACAUUGCGUAGCGUUAUGCCUAAGUCUUCGGACACUUAACAAAGGAUCAUAUUAACGAACAAAAGGACCUAUUCUCUGGGAGA
Pocillopora meandrina is the source of this 11242-nucleotide messenger RNA. NCBI's taxonomy places the organism in Eukaryota, Metazoa, Cnidaria, Anthozoa, Scleractinia, Pocilloporidae. The record is from the annotation of a GenBank genome assembly.